CGCCGCCGGGACGGCGUACUUUGUCUGAAAAGAAGAAAUAACUACAAACAGCAGCAAUAUAGCAGAUUGCCUCUCCUCCAGUCUGGUUAUGCAGUAGCGAUGGAGACUUCUGAUGAAGAAAACUUUGGUGUAGCCAUCUCUUCCCCUUCUGAUGCAGAGUUUGAUGCAGUUGUUGGGUAUCUGGAGGAUAUUAUAAUGGAUGAUGAUUUCCAAUUAAUACAGAGGACUUUUAUGGAGAAGCACUACCAGGAGUUUGAUGACUCAGAAGAAAACAAGCUCAUCUAUACUUCGAUUUUUAAUGAAUAUAUCUCUUUAGUAGAGAAAUACAUCGAAGAAAAAUUGCUUGAUCGAAUUCCUGGUUUUAAUAUGACCGCUUUCACAACGUCAUUGCAACAGCACAAAGAUGAAAUGGCAGGGGAUAUAUUUGAUAUGCUUCUCACAUUUACUGACUUUCUGGCUUUCAAAGAGAUGUUCUUGGAUUACAGAGCUGAAAAAGAAGGUCGAAGUCUGGAUUUAAGCAGUGGGUUGGUGGUGACUUCAUUAAACAAAUCAUCAAUAUCCUCCUCCUAGAACAGUUUAUGCACUGCUUUCCUUCUCCAGAUGAGUUCUGCUGCUUCCAUUUGGACAUUAAAACACUAAAGGUCACGAGAAUCAAGGUGCUUUUACAUGAUGAACACUCAUUCACCCUCCGGACUAUACCUUCAGAGGCCUGAUCCUAGAAACGUCUGUGAAUUCUGGUUGGUAUUCAGUGACCACAGAAGAAGAAAUUUUCAGCUCUACCAGAGUAAUUUUGUUUUAAUAAAUACACAGUAUUUUUACAGCAGCCUAACUGUUGUGCGUGCUGAGAAGCCCAGCAUGCUGAGAGGACAAGAAAUAGGCCUGUGCAAGUGUUAUUUGGGUUGGCUUCUUAACCAUCUUCCCAAAACGUAGAACUUUUCAGAAUCAAGACGACAAUGUGAGAAGAGUAUGUCCCUCCAGCUCUUUUAAGAACAGGUGUGAAUACAUAACCUCUGAGUUCCUCCCCGUCAAUGUUUUGUUGGUUUGGGUUGGUUCUUUUUUUAAAAUACUUUAAUAUGAUCUUAAGAGCUACAGCUUUCUAACGGAAGAGUAUGUUUUAAUAUGUAGAUGUUCUAGCAUAAGACUGCCUCUCAGCUCUGACAAUUGAUGUGUUACUGUGUACAUGUCUGCUCUCUGGCUUUUAUAAGUCUCAUCCUUGAUGUGCAAAGUUCUCCGAUUCACUUUUGUUCAGGCCCCAGCUAUUCUACAUUGGGAAAAACAACCACGAUAAACCAAAGUCUGGCCUAUGUAUGCAAUUUCUUACUUUCUUUUUGGCAGUGGCACAGCUGCAUUAGCUCUAGUAAUAUCAGCUUGACGGUAGGUGGGGUGCAGACAUGUUUACCACCAUGUCAUUUACUGCUCUAAAUAGCAUGCUGAUUAAAAGGCGUGGUUUUGCUAUUAAGCUGUUAGCAACAUUAGUGCAGCAAUGCAUUUUUCAGCAUCUGUUGAAAAAUAGACGAGUGGCUUGCUGAUGGAGCUGUAGCCAUAAGGCUGUCACAAAACCCCAGGUGCAUCUCUCUUGGCGGUUGGAAUAAAAAUGCGUUUGGAGCUACAGGCAGCCUCUGUUCUUACGCUGCUAAGACACGUUAAUCUGCUGCUUAAUGACGUGCUCAGGUAAUGCAAGUGUGUCUUUAAAAGCCUCAGAGUAGACAGAAACACAGGAUGGGGAGCAGAACCCUCUGUCCCACAGCAGGUUGAUGCAGCAGCGGUGAAGGUGUUGAUCGGUGGCUGUCACCCGAUGAGAACCUGGCCUAGACAGAACAAAAUUAUGGCCAGGCCGUGACAAAUUUCUGUUUGUGGACAAGAAAAGUCUUACAAGAACAAACAAGGUGAAGCACUGGAAGAGGCUGCCCAGGGAGGUGGUGGAGUCACCAUCACUGGAGGCGU
Gavia stellata (red-throated loon) is the source of this 1944-nucleotide messenger RNA. It is a transcript of the gene ARL2BP, whose product is annotated as ADP ribosylation factor like GTPase 2 binding protein. The record is from RefSeq and is a predicted model, not a curated record. The transcript is spliced from 7 exons. Lineage: Eukaryota; Metazoa; Chordata; Aves; Gaviiformes; Gaviidae. The coding region runs from base 100 to 570 and encodes 156 amino acids. Gene Ontology annotation, biological process: positive regulation of tyrosine phosphorylation of STAT protein; maintenance of protein location in nucleus. Gene Ontology annotation, cellular component: mitochondrial intermembrane space.